AACAGCAAUUAUUUUAAAUGUUUUCUCUCAUUUUAUUCGUUUGUUUCUCUUCAUUUAUCGGCUUCUCGUCUCAACAGAGUUACGGAUGCACCUCGGAUCCUCAGCCAGACUUGAAUGGGGCUUGUCCAGAUGACUUCACAUAUAUCACCGAUAGUGGAUGUUGUCCAGAUGCUGAUUUAUACACAAUCACUACAACUGCCGCGGCAACAACCACGGUUGCAACAACAACUGCUACUACUGCUACAACUUGUGUUGAUUUGACUAAUCCUAGUACGGGAGUUAGUGAUUGCCCUGGAAUGGCUUCUUAUUGUGCCAACUCUGCAUACUUGACACUCAUGAAGCAACAAUGCCCGAAAACUUGCGGAUACUGCACAUCAUCGUCUGCCACCACUACGUCAUCUUCAUCCACUUGUAUCGAUUUAACAAAUGCUUCGACAGGGGUCAGUGACUGCCCAGGUAUGGCUUCAUACUGUACCAACUCUGCAUAUUUGACACUUAUGAAGCAACAAUGUCCAAAAACCUGUGGAUAUUGUACAUCUUCGUCCUCUUCGUCUUCAUCUUCGUCUACCUGCGCUGACCUCGUAAAUUCUUCAAUCGGAGUUAGCAACUGUGCGAGCAUGGCUUCCUAUUGUACCAAUUCUGUUUAUUUGUCCUUGAUGAAAACCCAAUGCCCAAAGACCUGUGGAUAUUGCACCUAAUCUUACAUGUUUUUUAACAAUGUCGAUGUCACAUGUUGUAAUAGUUUGCAACUCUAAUAAAAUAUUAUUCAUU
Caenorhabditis elegans is the source of this 771-nucleotide messenger RNA. RefSeq names its product ShKT domain-containing protein (gene F41G3.20). The record is from RefSeq and is marked reviewed. The transcript is spliced from 4 exons. Bases 18 to 698 code for a protein of 226 amino acids. NCBI's taxonomy places the organism in Eukaryota, Metazoa, Nematoda, Chromadorea, Rhabditida, Rhabditidae.